Malaclemys terrapin pileata is the source of this 1769-nucleotide messenger RNA. RefSeq names its product solute carrier family 7 member 6 opposite strand (gene SLC7A6OS). The coding region runs from base 12 to 1055 and encodes 347 amino acids. Gene Ontology annotation, biological process: developmental process. The record is from RefSeq and is a predicted model, not a curated record. The transcript has 5 exons. NCBI's taxonomy places the organism in Eukaryota, Metazoa, Chordata, Testudines, Emydidae.
UCUAUCCCGGCAUGCUGUGCGGCCCGAUGGCCGGCAUGGAGCGCGCGGCGGUGCUGCGCGUGAAGCGGAAGCGCGGCGGGUCGGAGCCGGCCGAGGCCCUGGUGAUCGCCUGCAAGCGGCAGCGCAGCGAGCCGGGCCCCGCGCCCCCCCGCGACCCGGUGGAGAAGAACCUCUUCAAGCUGGUGGCCACCGUGCCCUCGCAGAAUGAGCCUGUUCAGAAGUAUGUACAAGAAGCUAUUACUCGAGAUAAAGCAGCAGAGAUUCUGCGACCCUCUUUAGGAAGCACUCAAAGAAUAAUUCAGGACCUUCGCUCCUCCAAGCAGGUGAAGAGGCAGGAAAACCGGUACCACAUCAUAACCAGCCAUCGGCCAAACUGUGCUGAAAGAGAAACAAUUGUGCUUGACACAAAUGGCGGGGAGACAAAUGAGGGUGCCGAACUGGACCCUGAAGCAAAAAAAGACACUUCACAACAAGGAAGCACUGCUACUUAUGAUAGUUCAAGUUAUUUUGGGGAAUUCCAGUUGUUUGAUGUAGUACAAGAGGAGGAAGUAGAGAGAGACCCCAAUAUCACUGCAGUAGACACACAGAAAACUGAUGAUCCAGAUGUGAUUCUUUGCAAUGCAGUAGAAAUGAUCCGUGAGCGUUUAACUGUAUCUGAGAAUGAUAAAGGAUUAGAACACCAUGGGAAGGAAGAUGAUUAUGUUUAUGAUAUUUACUACAUGGAAACAUCGACUCCUGGCUGGAUCCAGAACAUCCUCUCUGUGCAGCCGUACACACAGGAAUAUGAACUGGUAGAUGAUGAUCAUAUUUCUGAAGAAAUAUAUGAUGAUGAAGAUGAUGAGAACAAUGAGAAUAAUUGGCGUAAUGACUAUCCUGAUGAAGAUGAGUUCCUUCCUGAGGAAGAUGAAGACAGAGAAGGAAAAGAUAGAGAAUCUGAUGGGAGCUUCAGUGAUGAAGAUGGCAGGGGUAUCAGAAGCAGAACAUGGGUCAAAUACCACUGUGAUAUUCUGCAGGAGUUUGAAUAUGAUGGGGUCCAGGACUUAGAUUCUGAUUAACACUAAAUAAUCUGAAUACUAGCAUACUGCCAGCAAAGUGUUCUUGACCUCCCUCCAAAAGUCCAGAAAAUUAUUGCUGCUUUUGGUAGCUCUUUAUGGAAAUGUUAAGGUGAGACCUCAAAGAAUGGAAAAGCAUUUCCUUCUGGUAAAACAAAUAGCUUCCCACUGUUGUACAAAAUGCCACAUUUUAAAAGGAAGCGGUCCUUGUCCAUCUGUUUGAUCUGUAGAAUUGAUACAGUAUUUGAUUAUAUACAUUAAGCCUGAAGUGGCCAUUUCCUACCCUGAGCCAUUGGGAAAGUAGAAGUCUGUAAAAAUUGAACUUUCUGGCAUGAAGUUCACUUAAGAAAUAACUUAAAAUCCAGGAAGCAUCUGCAAUUUCAGGUUGGUAGUAUUUAACUCCAUGAGUGAGUGUUAAGUAAAGCAAGUCAUUCAUAAUGUGACUUUUUAUCCAGGAGCAAACUUGUUUGAGUGAAAGCUUCAUUUUCUAAUUUGAGUAUUACAAAUGAGGGCAAGUAGAGAAGCAAUCUUGGCUUUAAGAAAAAGAGCUGCAUUACUAUCCUAUGAGCCGCUUUCUCUGUAUACAUGAAAAGAAUGGUCAGUCUCUAGACAUGUCCUAGGGCUUUUUGGCUGGACACCUUUUCCUUUGUAUCCCUGAAAUAGAGUAAUGUAAAGUAUUUAUGCACUUAAAUUUGUAAAUAAAAAUUUGUUUAAUUA